Molecule: messenger RNA, 801 nt
Organism: Triticum turgidum subsp. durum (durum wheat)
Lineage: Eukaryota; Viridiplantae; Streptophyta; Magnoliopsida; Poales; Poaceae
Source: the annotation of a GenBank genome assembly
AUGUCCCACGACGACUGGUGGGCCCUGGACUGCCGCCACGGUCACGCCCUCCUGGAAAGCCGUCCCGCCGGGGAGCUCCUCGUGUGGGACCUUGUGACCGGGGACCAACGCUACCUGCCGCGGCUCGAGCAGGCCUAUCAGAAGGGCCUUGAGUACAAUGCGGCGGUUCUCUGCGCGGCUGACCACAACGACUACCAUUCGUGUCCGUUCCUCGUGGCGCUCGUGUUCAGCAGCCGGGUUGAUUUCAUCACCUCCGCCUGCGUCUACUCGUCCGAGACCGGCGUAUGGGGUGACAUCACUUCGAUUCAUGUACCGAAUUCAUUAGUUGGGGCCAAUCCGACGGCUCUGGUUGGAAACACACUCUACUGGCUAUUGGGCAACAAUGGUAUCAUUGGGUUUGAUUUGGAUAAGUAUAGAUUUGAUUUAAUUGAGGAGGUGCCAUAUAGCUACAAGCAAGCUAUCAUCAUCAUGCCAACAGAAGAUGGAGUUCUUGGUUGUGCCGGAGUUGAUGGGUUCAAGCUCCAUCUGUGGUCAAGGGAAGCUAGGAUUCAUGGAGUGGAAUCAUGGACACGUUGCAGGAUCAUUGAUCUGGAAAAGUCCCUUGCGCCGGGAGUACCGGCACCCGCUGGCUAUGCUGAAAACGCUAAUGUGAUAUUCAUUGAUGUGUAUUCUAGCGUCUACAUGAUCCAUCUCAAGUCCAUGAAGAUCGAGGAGGUCACAGAGCAAAGGAACUGCAUAUACAUUUUUCCUUACACAAGUUUCUACUCUCCAGGUAUCGCCAUUAUAUCUAGUGCCGCGUAG